AAAUUGAUGACAGUUAUGAAUUUCCCCGCAAGGAUCUGCUGUAUCUCCUCAAAGCCUGGUCUUUCUGCAGCCCAGCGGAAGUUUGCUCAUUCGCUCAGAGACUUUAAGUUCGAGUUUAUUGGAGACGCCGAGACUGAUGAUGAGCGAUGCAUAGAUGCUUCCUUACGGGAAUUUUCCAACUUUUUGAAGAAUCUUGAAGAACAGAGAGAGAUCAUGGCAUUGAGUGUUACUGAGACCCUGAUUAAACCCUUGGAAAAAUUCAGAAAAGAACAACUCGGAGCUGUAAAGGAAGAAAAGAAGAAGUUUGACAAAGAGACAGAAAAGAAUUACAGUCUAAUUGAUAAACACUUGACUCUCUCUGCCAAGAAGAAAGACUCACAUUUGCAAGAGGUAUUCUUUUCGUGUGCACAGUUGGAUACCAUGGGAUUCACAAUUCUCAGAAAAUGCAUCAGUGCCGUUGAGACCCGAGGUAUAAAUGACCAAGGACUGUACAGAGUUGUGGGGGUGAGUUCAAAGGUCCAGAGACUUCUGAGUAUGUUGAUGGAUGCAAAAACAUGCAAUGAGCUGGACCUGGAGAAUUCCUUAGACUGGGAAGUGAAGACGGUUACAAGUGCCUUGAAACAGUAUCUGAGGAGUCUUCCAGAACCUCUUAUGACCUAUGAGUUACAUAGAGACUUCAUUGUUCCAGCCAAAAGUGGCAGCCCGGAGUCCCGUGUUAAUGCCAUCCAUUUCUUGGUACACAAACUGCCAGAGAAAAACAAGGAGAUGUUGGAUAUCCUGGUGAAACACCUAACCAAUGUGUCAAAUCACUCGAAGCAGAAUCUAAUGACCGUGGCAAAUUUAGGAGUGGUGUUUGGACCAACUCUGAUGCGACCACAGGAAGAAACUGUUGCUGCCAUCAUGGAUUUGAAGUUUCAGAAUAUUGUUGUAGAAAUCUUAAUUGAAAACCACGAGAAGAUAUUUCGGACCUCGCCUGAUACUGCAUUCCCUGAGCCCACCUGCCUGUCAGCAUCACCUCCAAAUGCUCCACCACGCCAGUCAAAGAGACAGGGGCAGAGGACGAAGAGGCCGGUGGCCGUGUAUAAUCUUUGUCUCGAGCUGGAAGAUGGUGACAAUCCCGGCCCUCUCAAGGAGGACACCCCCACCAGCAGUCAGGAUUCACUGUCCACUCCAUCUCCUACAACUUCAACUGCCCAUGGACCUUCUGGACCAGACAGAAACCACCUUGCAGCAGAGGGAGGAAACUGUGGGGACUGGACAGCCACUACGCCAAGCCAUUCCCGGGCGUCUACAGUGCCGUGGCUAAAUCUGCAGUCGCCAACCACACCAAGCUCCAACCCAGAGGGCACCUCUCCAUCACCCAGGAUGUCCCAUCUGCCCCUCUCUCCUGCUGCCUCCGUUGUAGACAAGCUGCCCGAAUGCGUUAUCAAUCGCAAGGCCCGUGCCGUGUACCCCUGUGAGGCAGAACACAGCUCGGAACUGUCAUUUGAAAUAGGAGCCAUUUUUGAGGAUGUUCAGACCUCAAGGGAACCUGGCUGGCUGGAAGGGACCCUGAAUGGCAAGAGAGGGCUGAUUCCACAGAAUUAUGUCAAGCUGCUGUAGCUCCUGGCCUCAGGGGGCUCCCGCUGAUCCUGGCACCAUGCACCAGCCUGGGAACACCACCAAACACCACCAUCACGCUCAGGAACUGCAGAUCACCACGGGCACUCCAGGGCUGGGGAGGGGGUGGACUGUGCAGAUGUAUGUGUAAGGAGAGCAUCGUCAGCACAGGUGGAGUGGAUUCUCACCUGGCAGGCACUGGGGCUUGCGAUUUUUAAUUCUCCAGCCUGUGGAACGGGGAGGGCAGGGCCACUGGUGACGUCACUGCCAGGCAUGGAGGAACCCAGCUCUCCAUGCGCCUGCUGUUAAGUUUUCAUGGGAACUGUGCUACUCUUGUAUUGUAUGUCCAGGACACAUGUGGCCUUGUGGAUGCAGGGGAGUUGGUCCCAGCCUGAAGAGAAGCCAAGAGAAGCUUUUCAAGCCUUGCCUUCCUGCCUGCCUCCCCGGCUCCCCGGCUCCCCGGGCCUGCUCACUGGAGCUGCACCAAGCUCACCUGUGUGCUUACAGCAGUCUUUUCCACGUGCUCACCUGGGUGCUGUUUGCCCCAUGCCACCUUGUUGCCACAAGGCCCCUCUGUAAAUGAAAUAAAAUGUAAUUUACUAUUUGG
Peromyscus maniculatus bairdii (prairie deer mouse) is the source of this 2206-nucleotide messenger RNA. NCBI's taxonomy places the organism in Eukaryota, Metazoa, Chordata, Mammalia, Rodentia, Cricetidae. The record is from RefSeq and is a predicted model, not a curated record.